Molecule: messenger RNA, 1545 nt
Organism: Miscanthus lutarioriparius
Lineage: Eukaryota; Viridiplantae; Streptophyta; Magnoliopsida; Poales; Poaceae
Source: the annotation of a GenBank genome assembly
AUGGUGUCGCUAAUGGAGAUUUUCCUGUCUGCAAUCUUAGGCGACCUAACCACUAGAUGCAUAGAUUUCCUGGCGAGCAAGCGCCCCAAUAAGCCUCCUGCACUGGACGACGUGGAGGAUCGCCUCUGCAGGGUCCUGCUCCGGGCGCAGGUCAUCAUCGACGAGGCCAUGGGGCGGCGGAUCACAAACCAGGCCAUGCUCCGGCAGCUGGACGCCCUGACAGACACCGUGCACCGAGGCCACUACGCCCUCGACACCUUCAGAUCCUUUCAGCAGGCUGAAAAAGAGGAGCCCAGGCCCAGCAGCAAUGGUCAGACGACGAUCGUGAGUCACCGGCUUUCUUCCCAUUUCUCCAGAGUCGAUCCAUGUCUCUCCAGUUGGACAAGCAGAGCUGUACAGAUCUCAAAAGAAAUGCAGGAGGUGCUUGACACUUUGAGCGCCAUGAUUGUUGAUGCACAUGAACUAGUCCUGUUCUUGGCGAACUACGGUCCCCGCAUGUACCGCCAGCCUUACAGCAUGUAUCUCCUGCUGGGAAACUGCAUGUUUGGUCGCCAGAUGGAAGCACAAUAUGUCAUCGACUUCCUUCUGCACACACAGCCUCCUGGUGGUGUCAAAGAACCGGCGGAGGUCCUGCCAAUUGUCGGUCCCUGCGCAGUAGGAAAGAGCACACUAGUCGCUCAUGUUUGUAAGGAUGAAAGAGUCCGUGACCAUUUCGCAGAAACUGUGUUCUUGAGCGACCAUGACUUUGCGUAUGAUGGGCUAGCAGCUUUCAGAGAAGGAUUAUCUGCAAAAAAUCGCACGUCAUCAGAUCAUGGGACAAGGAGAAUGCUUCUUGUCGUGGAGGUAGCAGGCAUAGACCUCGACGAAGAUGUAUGGAACAAGCUGUAUUCUGCAUCUAAACAUUGGAUGCCCAUGGGUAGCAAGAUCAUACUCACAAGUCGGUCCGUCAAGGUCGCAAAGCUUGGAACAACACAGGCUCUAACUCUGAAGCCUCUAUCACAUGAGGCGUACUGGUAUUUCUUCAGGACGCUUGCAUUCGGAAGCACAGAUCCCACGUCGUCACACCCAAGGUUCAUCAAUCUGGCCAUGGAGACUGUCACGGCACUGAACCUGAACGACAUGAUCGCUGCAAAUGUCAUUGCCCGUAUGAUGAGGGACAGCUUUGGCAUCCAUUUCUGGGGCAAGUUGGCAGCGUUCCUGAGAUUGCAGUUUCAGAAACAUGUGUUCAGGUUCGGUGGGCAUCCAUACGACCUUGUAAACCAGAACAAAACCGUGUAUUUAGGGAGGAUGAGGUCUGAACAGGUGGUUUGCUUCCAUCCGUACCGGCACUCUUCACAGAAGGAGGUUCCCAAGAUCACCUUGCACGAAGUGAUUAAUGGAGAUGCAGAACUUCCUGCUGGGAGAUUUGAAGUCCUGGCAUGGAGUUCUCAGAUACAACCUUACUAUAGCUAUAUCUAUGAUUGUGAGAUUCUGGAGCUGAAAUCUACAGGCAACAAGAGGAAGCGCUCCGCGAAAAACGGAGGCCCACCUUCGAUAUGUUUGUGA